Drosophila bipectinata is the source of this 1687-nucleotide messenger RNA. Its product is annotated as facilitated trehalose transporter Tret1. NCBI's taxonomy places the organism in Eukaryota, Metazoa, Arthropoda, Insecta, Diptera, Drosophilidae. The record is from RefSeq and is a predicted model, not a curated record. Gene Ontology annotation, cellular component: membrane. Gene Ontology annotation, biological process: transmembrane transport; carbohydrate transport. Gene Ontology annotation, molecular function: sugar transmembrane transporter activity.
AGCUGUAGCAACCAGAGUAUAGUUGGAUUCUCCACGCCAUAGCAUGGAAAAAGGAUACCAGACCCUGAAGUUUUCACGCAAGAGCUUUAAAAGAACCUAGGACCUCCUCGAAACCGAGGCCCCACCCCAACUGUGAUAUCCGAGAUUCAAGGAUCAACGUAAUUUUAAACAAUUAUCCAAAGUACGCGUAGUUAAUCGAAGUGAACAAUCCAGCUAAAUUAAUAUCCCGAAAAUGCUUCUUAAUAUAUUCAACUCGGGGAUUUUCCAAAGGCAGUUUCGACGCCAGCUCCUGGUCUCGCUGAGUGCCACGCUGAUAACCUUCUGUCAUGGCAUUGCCCUUGGAUGGCUGUCCCCCAUGCUGCCGAAGCUCCUCCUGCAGGAGUCGUCGCCGCUGCCCUUCCACAUCAACGUGGACGAAGCCUCCUGGCUGGGCGCCGUCAUCAGCAUUGGCGGCAUCACCGGGAACUUCUCCUUCUCCUACCUGAUGAACCGCUUCGGGAGAAAGGUCUCCAUUUACGCAUUGGCCGUACCUCACACGUGUAUUUGGUUUCUCUUCUACUUCGCCGAGAGCAUCGAGUGGCUAUACGUGGCGCGGGUGUGCGCGGGACUUACGGGCGGGGGCAUGUUUGUGGUGCUGCCCAUUUUUAUUGGAGAAAUAGCCGACAAUAGCAUUCGCGGGCGAUUGUGUUCGUUUUUCACACUAACCAUGAACACGGGCAUUCUGGUGGGAUUUAUUGUUUCCUCGCACAUUGCCUAUCACGUGAUUCCCUGUGCCGUGGUGGGCCUGCCCAUCCUGUACGUUCUGCUGGCCACUCGAUACCCGGAACCUCCCCAGCAGUUGAUCCGCUGGAACCGCGAAGAAGACGCCCAGCGCUCCCUGAGGUUUUAUCGCUGUUGUGAUGGCCCGAAUGUGUCCAAGGAGGAGGAGCGAGCGUACCAGAAGGAGUUUGAUGAGAUGCGGGUAGCUAUUCUUCAGCAGAACAAAGACUCGGAUGACAAAGGCCUCUCGAUGGGAGAUUUCUGCAACAAGCAGGCCUUGAAGGCUCUGGCCACGGGCCUGGUGCUAAUGGUGGCCAACAUCUUCACGGGAACUUUCGCCUUCAUCAACUACAUGUCCAACAUUUUUGACGCGGCGCAAACCAAGCUGGAUCCCAACACGAAUACCAUUAUAAUCGGAGCUGUCCAGAUCGUGGGCACGCUGGCUAGCAUGUACCUGGUGGAUCGCUAUGGAAGAAAGGUCCUGCUGAUAGUCUCCUGCUUUGGGAGUGGCAUUGGUACAGCCGCCUUCGGGUUGUACGGCUUCUUUGUGCAGGAACUGGAAGCGGACAUGUCGGCCUACUCCGCGUGGCUGCCCGUUUGCCUGAUGUCCUUCAUUAUAUUCAUAGCCAACGUGGGAGUCAUUUCGGUGACCAUGGUGGUCCUGGUGGAGAUCCUACCGCAGCGCAUCCGAUCAGUGGCCACCAGCUUCUGCCUGGGCUGCCUGAGCUUCUUUGCCUUCAGCUCUGUGAAGACCUUCCCGCUGAUGAUGGUCCACUUGGGUCUGGCCGCCACCAUGUGGUUCUGCGCUGCCGUCAGUGCCAUCUGCCUGUUCUACGUAGUGGUCUACGUAGAGGAGACCAAGGGUCGCUCAAUGUAUGACUAAUUUCGUUCCUGUCCCCUGCGAAUAAAGUUCAGCUACUUCACAGUU